This is a messenger RNA of Amyelois transitella, 883 nucleotides long. RefSeq lists its product as uncharacterized. The transcript has 5 exons. The record is from RefSeq and is a predicted model, not a curated record. Bases 180 to 701 code for a protein of 173 amino acids. Gene Ontology annotation, biological process: positive regulation of DNA damage response, signal transduction by p53 class mediator. Lineage: Eukaryota; Metazoa; Arthropoda; Insecta; Lepidoptera; Pyralidae. Gene Ontology annotation, cellular component: nucleus; aminoacyl-tRNA synthetase multienzyme complex; cytoplasm.
CCGUGACAAUUAAAAUGUAUCAAUCAAUGUCAUUUACGGAUAUAUAACGAUAUUUAAUUAAUUUAGUUAAAGAAAUUAUUUUUUAUUCACAAUUUAAGUGGUUGUUUUAUGCUAAUAUAAAUAAAAAAUUUAUAAAACUAGGCUAGGAAAAGUUUGUUGGUGUUCUGGAAACUAUAAAAAUGAGUGCUUGCAAUGUUGAAGUAAUAAAAUUGAUUGGGAAAUAUUUGAAUACGUCUGCAGGAUCAGUAUGUUACAACACCGACAAGGUAUUAACGACUGUUAUUGAUAAACAGAAUGUGGAAGGAUUUGCUACGAUUGUUUUACGGUUGGUUUCAAAAAGUGGCAUGAAAAUGAGCCAAGAGCAAAUACUGAUGAAUUACCAAUGGCUUGAACAUAUUUCUAUGUAUUCAAAUCAAGCUGCAUUAAAUCCUACAUUUGCUAAAAGUUUUCUUCAGGACAUAAACAAAGCAUUAGAGAAGAACUCAUACCUGAAUGGUCAGUUCUUAACUAUAUCAGAUAUAGCAACAUUCUAUGUGUUAUAUCCUUUACUGGAGCGACUAUCUAUAACAGAGAGAGAGUCACUGCUUCAUGUCUGCAGAUGGUCCAAACACAUCCAGUGCCAGCCGCGCGUGUGCGCCAGCAAACCGCCUUUACAAUUAAAUACUCUUACUUUAUCCAUACUGGCUCCUGCAGCACACUAAAUUUUUAUUAUCUUUAAAUCCGAGGGAAUGAAGCCUUUGCCAAAGCAGCUGAUGCCUCAUGAACUCAAUAAAGUGAGCCUGGACAAGCCCAUUGUCUAUCAUCCUCAACCAUUUUCCUAUCCCGGAUAUCCGGUUAUUGUAUAUUUAUGAGUAAUAACGUUAAAAUGGAAGUGAAGGUAUUA